Messenger RNA from Danio aesculapii, 2048 nucleotides. RefSeq names its product C-type mannose receptor 2-like. The transcript is spliced from 4 exons. The record is from RefSeq and is a predicted model, not a curated record. NCBI's taxonomy places the organism in Eukaryota, Metazoa, Chordata, Actinopteri, Cypriniformes, Danionidae. The coding region runs from base 1 to 1107 and encodes 368 amino acids.
AUGGCUCAAACUCUAUAUUUCCCUCUUCUCCUCAUUGCUCUCUGCUCCAUAUCUGAAUGUGUUCAGCGUCAGUAUCACUUUAUAAAUGAGAAUAAGGAAUGGGCUGAAGCUCAGAGAUACUGCAGAGAGAAAUACACAGAUCUGGCCACCGUUGACAACAUGAACGACAUGAUCGAGCUGAACAAGAGUGUGGAAGUGAAUUAUAAAGUUGUCUGGAUUGGUCUUCAGGGUACAAAUGAUAGUAAUUGGCAUUGGUCUUCAGGUGAUCCUGCGCUCUUUCUGAACUGGGCAUCUGGACAACCAAACAGCGGUGAUAAUUGUGCUGUUAUGAGAAAUGGACAGUGGUUUGUGAAGUCAUGUACUGCCACCUGGACUGUCAUCUGCUACAACAUGAGCAGAGGACUGGUGUUUGUCAAUCAGAUGAUGAACUGGGGAGAUGCUCAGAGUUACUGCAGACAGAAUCACAUUGAUCUGGUCAGUGUGAGGAACCAGAAUGAGAAUCAACAGCUGGAGAAGUUCAUUAAUGACAGUCAGACAUUUGGAUCUGAAGUCUGGAUCGGUCUGUUCAGAGACACAUGGCAGUGGUCAGAUCAGAGCAACUCCUCAUUCAGAUACUGGAAAAGUGAUGCACCUAAAAGUCAAUCUAACAAACAUCGUGCAGCAGUUGAAAAGGACAAUCAAGGACAAUGGAGUGUAUACAUGUAUACUAUUCCCAAGAACCAGUAUCCUUUUGUGUGUCAUGAAGAUAAACUGAUUGUGAUCCAGCAGAAUCUGUCGUGGUCUGAAGCUCUGAGAUACUGCAGACAGAAUCAUGUGGAUCUGGUCUCGGUUCAGUCAGUGGAGAUGCAGCGUCGUGUGAUGAACGUGGUUAAACUGGCGUCUACUGAGGCGGUGUGGUUGGGUUUACGUCACUCCUGUGCUUUGGGCAUCUGGUUCUGGGUGAGUGGAGAGACCGUGUGCUAUCAGAACUGGGCUCCAGGGAACGGCACAUCAGAGGAGGACUGUGAGCCCACAGUGAGAUCUGGAGCAGUUCAGUCUGGGGGAAAUCAGACCUGGAUCAGCCGUCCUGAAACUGACAGACUCAACUUCAUCUGCAGAAACUACUGAGAGUGAAGAAGUAAGAUGAGGAAUGUGCUCCUUUUUCAUUCAUUAUUGGGUUGUGAAGAAAUUUUUUUACAUAAUAUAAUCAACUUCAAUAAGCAUUGAUGCCUUAUGUUGGGUUCACAAUAUACAGAAGAUGUGAUGGGCUUUGCAUGUAAUCUAACUGCAUGCACUCUUAUAUUGACAUUUGUUGUGAACCCAGCAUUAGAGUACAGUAGUGAUUGGUGGUUUUGAAGCACAGCUUUGUGGGGAUUUGACAUGUUUGAUAAGCUUUAAUGGUUUGUAGUGCAAAUCUGACAGAGUCAUGAUUUCAUCAAAUCAAGUUUUGUUUUGUUAUACCUAAUGCAAUAUGAUUUUAAUGCUCAAUGGUUUGUCAUUCAAGUGAACCUUCCAUGAACUCAUGUCUAUAUAAUUACCAUCUGACCUCUGAUCAGUUUUACACAUUUGUAAGUAUUUUAAUGACACAUUCGGAAGGUAGAGUUGGUGUAGUGAAACACUUGACCUGAGUAAGCUUUCAGUAAAAAACAAACGAACAGACAUUACAGAAAUGAAGAUAUUACACAGCACUUAUUAUUUGACAGAUUAUUUAAGCUCUUCAAAACACUGAAUAAUUUAGUGAGGUGAACAGUUCAUUCAAAGCGUUUGGGGUUUGUAGGGUUUUUAUCAUUUGUUAAAACAUUUAAGCUUUAUAAACUCUGGUAUAUAUUUAUUUCAGACUUUAAGGUCUUAUGCUGCUCUCUAAGUUUUGUGAUGGGUCAUUUGUCAUUUCCUUUGGAUAAAAUCUUGUGAUAUGAGUAAAUGUAUGAGUAAAUUAGCCUACAUAUAUCAAUGAUUUUAUUGGGAAAUUAGGGUUGAUUUGACAUUAAAAUAUUACUUUAACCAUUAUAUAUUUAAUUUAAAUAAAUAUGAGUUUUCUUAAUUCUUGUGUUUGUACAGAUCCUUGUAUG